Molecule: messenger RNA, 5140 nt
Organism: Mercenaria mercenaria
Lineage: Eukaryota; Metazoa; Mollusca; Bivalvia; Venerida; Veneridae
Product: membrane progestin receptor alpha-like
Exons: 3
Coding region: 2706-3746 (346 amino acids)
Cellular component (GO): membrane
Molecular function (GO): signaling receptor activity
Source: RefSeq, a predicted model, not a curated record
UGUAAUUUAUAAAGGAAAUGUUUCGCGGUUUAGUAUUUAAUUUAAAUAUUAAAGUUGCACAGUUGAGAGGAGAAGGGAUCGAUUUUAAUAAAUACCUGAUCUUGAACAUGUAAUUUCGUGAACAAUGUUUAGAACCUAAUCUUAGUGACAGUAUUGAUAUGCUGAUGUAAUAUACAUGGAAAUACUUUCAUAUAGUUUUAUACACAAUGUACGUGUGCUACUUCCUAUCGUUAAAUGAACUAUAUAUCAGUCAUAUUUAAUACAAAGUUUACUUGCAUUAACAAAGUUAAGAAUGGAGUGCAGUAACAUAUAAAGGAUGAGAAAAUCGACGAUGGCAGCGUUCGUAUGGUUUAGGAAACUGUUCCCCAAGCAGCGGACAUUAAGCCAUCAAGACGUUCUUCCACUAUACCGGGAACCAGGCAUCUUAAGUGGAUACAGACAACCGGGGAAGCCUUGGCAUUACUAUAUAGCUAGUAUAUUCCAACUACAUAAUGAGACCGUUAACAUCUGGACACAUACAGUAGCUUGUUGCAUUUUUAUAUUUAGGCUAUAUGACAUUCUGCACACGUUUGAACUCAAAGCGGACUGUGAAGCCCUUCCAUUGGUUGCUUUUAGCGCAUGCGUGAUCAUUAGUACAUUUCUUAGCGUCGUUGCACAUACUUUUCUUUCCAAGUCGCCACUAUGUCAUUAUGUGUGUUUACUGAUGGAUUACGCUGGUGUAGGAAUAUACGGAUUAGGCAAAUGUAUUUUAUUCUUCUUCAUUUCCAGUCCUCAUGAUAUUUAUAAAUAUUUGGAUUGGAUCUAUCUCCCUUAUAAUGUCUUUCUAUCCUGGGUUGUAAUGACAGGUUGCUGUGUCGCAAAACUGUUUUACAAACGGCCUUAUCCAUUUCAGAGGAGAUUAAUUCAGCUAGGCGCAGGAGGCUUGCAUGCAGUGUUUGGUGGUAUACCAAUGACCUUACGUUUCAUGUAUUGUAUCAGUGAUCCUGGUUGUGAGAUAAGCUCAUUGGCCCAUCACCUCUCAUGGAUUGUCACUAUGAUUAUUUCACUUUUCUUUUUCUCCAGUCAUCUACCUGAAAAGAAAUUCCCAGGGUUGUUUGACUAUUUUGGUCAAGGACACAGUUUAUUUCAUGUAAUAAUUUCUUACACAGUUUUGCUGCAGUACCGAUCUGCCCAUCAUGAUAUUAUACACCGUGAUGUUAAAAAGUGGUCAUGUCAAGAAACUAAUGGCGUCACUAUUUUUGCAGCAAUUAUUUUGUAUUGUAUUGGCUGUAUUGUUAUCAUACUCUUCUUAAGAAAAUACGUAAGAAAGAGAAUAGAAAGUGAUGAAAAACACCAAAAUUAAACCAGUUUCUGCACAACCAAAAACGAGUUUUCUUGUGUUUUAUUAAGCUUACUCAAGAUCAUCGAUGAUAUUGCAGUUGGGAAAUUGUAUAAAUUUUGUUGUAAUUUGACAAAAAUUUCAUUCUCCGUUUCUUUGACGUUAAAUGCUCUGAUCUACAUAAAUGCAUCAGUUACAAUUCAAUACACCUGGGAAAUAACCAUACGCUGAGAAAUACGUAAACUCCACAAUUCCAGCGUUUUUCCAAAAAAAAAAAAAAAAACAAAGGAAGAAGAAAGCAAUUUCGGUAAAAAUGGUAUUUGCAUCGUAUAUGAAUUAAAUAAAUUCGUCGUUCUUCACAAAAAGACAUACAUGUAUAUGGUGAAUCUAUUUUUCCGAAUUGCCGUUGGGACAUAGAUUCUUUCACUAGGCUACCUUUCAUCUCAGACACCUUAUCAAAGGAAAAAAAGCAAAGACAUGUAACGAAUAUUUAAAAAAAAAAAAAUACGCAGUGAGGAACAGAUGGAUUUGCACAGUUAACACAACACAUUGAUAUUUUUGUCACAAUGAUCUUGAAAGCUAUUCGACAGCUGUUAAGCUACAUAAUAUAAGGUAUAGUCGCAAUAUCAAUGAAACUUUAGAAAACAUGUGAUAUAAUGUCUAUAUGAUUCACAACAUUUAGUACUAUGUUUAUCUUUUGUUAAUCAUGGAUGUUUAUUUGCCCCAAGUCGAGUAGACAAAAGGAAUAGUGCAUUUCAGUUUUGGACUCAUUACGAAGUGCUGUGAUUCUUAAAUAACUUAAAAAAAUCGACUGCCUAGCUGAUUCCUCUUGUAGAAAGGAUAUAAUAAUCACAUUUUUCAAGUUAAGUUGUGUGCUUAAAAUGUUUCAGUUUACUUGUGAUUAUUUCUUUUUUUUUUCAUUUCCAAACGAUAAUAGGCAUCUGUCUCUGUUGCUACAACAAAUGAUAUGUUUUACCACCAACAGUACAAACAUUUUUAUGGACGUUUAAACAGGCCGUAUCCUUUGAUCGGAUGGAUCGGUAGGUUUCAUCAAAUAUAGUUCAUAUGGAACUUUAAAUCAAUGUUUGAAAAUAUAGGUCUUACGUCCAUCUGAAAGGAGACAUCGAUCGUGAUCAAUAAUGAAUACAUUCUAUCGGGUAAAUCAAUUCAUUAAUAAAUUAAAAUCUUUGCCUCUAAUUGAAGCUCAUAAAUACGUAAUAAGUUAUAACCACACAUACCUCGUCACGGUGUCUCGUUUUCAGACCAUAUAGUUUUUACAAGAGGGUAUGAGGAAGUAGGGUGAAACUGACUUAAUAACACAGAAACGGAUGGUCUGCUGGGAUUAUCUGGAAGCUUUCUGUGAUGAUUAGGGUAACGUUGUAGUAAUAUGAGUUUAACAGCUUUCAGACGGGUAACAUUCAAAGAAACCGAAUGGCAGGAACUACUUUUCCAAGCGCAAUCAUUCGGAAAUCAUCAUGAUAUUCCGGUUAUAUACAGGGAGCCUGGUAUACUUACGGGAUAUAGACUUCCGGGAAUGUCGUGGCUGUACUAUGUUGUGAGCGUAUUGCAGUUUCAUAAUGAGACAAUUAAUAUUUGGACACAUACAAUAGCAACAGUCAUUUUCAUACAAAAAAUCUUAUAUAUUCUAGAAACAACUGAUGUUCAAACUGAUUGCGAGGCAUUGCCAUUGAUUUUCUUUGCCGUUUGCGUAUCUACAAACUCGUUUCUGAGUGCGUUUGCGCAUACUUUUCAUUCGAAGUCGCCAUUCUGCCACUACAUCUGCUUUUUGCUCGAUUACGCGGGAGUUGGGUUUUACAGUUUAGGCCAAGGCAUAUUAUUUCUUUACAUUUUAUGUCCCAACAACGUGUAUGAAUAUUUGGAACGGACAUCACUACCCGUGAAUGUGUGUUUAUCGUGGGUGGUAACGUUAGGCGGUUGCUUAUCUAAACUUCUUUACAGGCGCCCUUAUCCGUUCAAACGACGACUGAUUCAACUUGCCUCAGGAUGUAUCCACGCCUCUUUCGCUAGCAUACCUCUUGUUUCAAGAUUAAUCUAUUGCUUUAUUGACAAAGAUUGCAAAAUUAGUACCUUUUGCAGUCAUUUUCUAUGGAUGGCAACUAUGGUAUUAUGUCUGUUUUUCUUCUCCAGUCAUUUGCCAGAAAAGAGAGCCCCAGGAAAGUUUGAUUUUAUUGGGCAGGGUCAUCAGUUGUUUCAUGUAUUCCAGGCAGUUACAGCACUUCUACAAUUCAAGGCUGCCCAAGAAGAUGGUAGACUGAAUAAUGGCGGAUCAGCCUGGUCAUGCCACUACGUUAAUGGAAAGGACCUUGUAUCUGCCGUGACAGUGUACGCUUUUGGGUGUAUUAUGAUUAUUUUACUGAUGGUGAAACUUGUAAGAGAGAGAAUAGAAUCUGAUCAAAAGUCCGCUUGAAAAAAAUUAUUAAACUUGUCAACGUACCACUAAAUAUCGUAUAAUGUUGUAGACUGCGCGUAACUGGACAUUAACAAAAUGCAGAUAAACGCUCCCGGGUAUAUAAGCGACAAUGUUAUAAACAGAAAUAUAUUAUAUGGCAACUAUAUCGGUGUGGCUCUAAACCUAACCAAAAACAAAAAUGGAAAUACACUAUUUUUAGCUUAUCAUGCUUCGAACAUGUUCCAUCGAAAUCAAGAAUAAACAUUAUGAAGUAAUCACCAUAUAUCAUCCUGAUAUCACCAUGGAAACACGAGUUGUUCAUGAAUCCGCCAUCUGCGACAUCUACCUCUGGCGACCCAGUACUUACCUCCGACAAAACUGGGUGUAGCUCCGGCUGUUGAUAGUUCAGCAUAUAAAGAGGACACAUGCGAACAACCGCGACCAUAUUUAUUAUAGCUGACGCUGGCUAAGUGUGAUGGUGGUCUACUCCAUCCGACAGUCUCGUUAUGCAACUGAACACAACGGACAAGCUUCAGACAAGUCUGCGUGGAAAAUUCAUGGAGAUUAUUUUAUCACCAGUAACUUUACUAUUCUCCACAAUUAGAAAUAAAAUGAUUUCUACGAAUUUUCUAUGAAAGAUUCUUUACAAUGAACUAGUGUAGAUAUAUCCAUGUAAAGAUUGGAGAAAGCUUUCUUCAUUCCGACGAAAAGUUUCAAUAGUAUAUACAAAAUAUAAAUGUUGGCGGACGACGAUGGAGUCUACAUCUAAAAUAACAGCUGGAGUGCUUUAGUAUAACCGACCUGCAACUACGAGGCAUGUCGUGAAUACAAAGAAAAAUUGCAGUAUCAUGUAAAAAAUGUGACCUAUCUCUAAUAAUACAUUUAUACAUUUUCAGGAACACCUUAUAGCAGUGACUUUUAUUCUGAAGAUUUAGUUUAGGACCACGUUUUAUAUAGUAUAGUCCUUAACUACACGUAUUUAAUUUCACUACAUGUAUAUGUUUUGUAUAUAGAAAGAAAACAAGUUUUCCCUGAAUAAGGGUGUUUUAUAUCCUAAUUACUAAUAUUUAGAAAUGACUUUAAGUAAACCCACUCUAACUUUAGAAUUAUUCCGAUUUGAAAUCUAGUGCAUUAUUGCUAUAUUUUUAAUGACGCUUUCAAAGCCUAUUGCAAUUAGAGAAACCGUUAGCGAACAGCAUGGAUCCUGACCAGGCUAGUCUGGAUCCAUGCUGGUCGCAAACUCACUAUGUUAGUUUUCUCAUGGUGCGGCUCAUUUUAUAGGCGUUCUUGUGAUAACCAAGUUAUUUGUGAUGUUCUUGUAAUUUUUCAUCAGCAUGGUUAUGUGGAUUUUACAUUUGUGCAAUAUUUAUAUUAUGUUGUGUAUUUAUAUACGAGAGAUUAAAAUAUAUAUA